Epithele typhae is the source of this 1074-nucleotide messenger RNA. RefSeq names its product nmrA-family protein. The transcript is spliced from 4 exons. Lineage: Eukaryota; Fungi; Basidiomycota; Agaricomycetes; Polyporales; Epitheliaceae. The coding region runs from base 1 to 1074 and encodes 357 amino acids. The record is from RefSeq and is a predicted model, not a curated record.
AUGAACCCCUCGAAGAAGCUCAUCCUCGUCAUCGGUGCGACUGGUGCCCAAGGCGUAGCCGUUAUAGAUGCCCUUAUCAAGCCUGCCAGCGAUGGCUCGCCCUCUCCAUACGCCGUUCGCGCAUUGACUCGCAAUAUUAAGAGCGCGCCCGCCCAGACGCCCCCCAGCAAAGGCGCCGAAGUGGUGGCAGGUUCCACAGAUGACCUCCCGAGCGUACUCGCUGCGUUGAAGGGGGUGUACGGCGCGUUCAUCAACACCGAUAGCUUUACCAUCGGGGAACAGAAAGAGGUCUACCAAGGCAUCCGCAUCUUUGAGCUAGCGAAGCAGCUUGGGACCUUGAAGCACUAUGUGUACAGCAGCCUUGAUAAUGUCUUCAAGCUCGGCAACUUCAACCCCAAGUACUAUCCGGAGCACUACACGGGCAAGUCGCGUGUCGCAGACUGGAUGCGCGCCCAAGACUCCGUCGUCGGCGACAACGCAAUGUCCUGGAGCGUCCUCACCACGGGCCCGUACAUGGACAUGCUCAACUUCGGCGUGUUCGGUCCCCUCCGCGUUCGCCCCGACGGCACGCACGUCUUCGCCUCCCCGAUGCACACCGGCCACGUCCCGAUGAUCGCCCUCUCCGACCUCGGCGUCUUCGCUCGCCACAUCUUCGACCACCGCGACGCCACGUCCGCGCAGGAGCUCAAGGUCGCGAGCGACUGGGUCGCCUGGCCCGAGCUCGUCGCGACCUUCACGCGCGUCACGGGCCGCAAGGCCGAGUUCGUGCCCCUCUCCGUCGACGCGUGGUGCGACCUCGCCGUCGACGCCGACAUCCCGCUCGCCUUGGACCACUCCAAGGGCGACGGGAGCACGACGUGGCGCCAGAACACGCACAGGUGGUUCGCGCUCUACCAGGACGAGCUGAUCCAGCGCGACUUUGCGAUGCUGCGGAAGAUUCACCCGGGGCUGCUCACGGUGGAGCAGUGGAUGCGGAACAACAACUACACGGGUGAGGCGCAGGCGGUUACGAAGGCCUCCCAGGCUGGUCAAGGGUUCCAGAUCCCCGAUCCCGAGAAGGUGAAGGAUCUGUAA